Erpetoichthys calabaricus (reedfish) is the source of this 942-nucleotide messenger RNA. Its product is annotated as olfactory receptor 1M1-like. Lineage: Eukaryota; Metazoa; Chordata; Cladistia; Polypteriformes; Polypteridae. Gene Ontology annotation, molecular function: G protein-coupled receptor activity; olfactory receptor activity. Gene Ontology annotation, biological process: G protein-coupled receptor signaling pathway. Bases 1 to 942 code for a protein of 313 amino acids. Gene Ontology annotation, cellular component: membrane. The transcript has a single exon. The record is from RefSeq and is a predicted model, not a curated record.
AUGAAUACAUCCAUGAAGUCAGUGUCAGAGUUUGUUCUGCACUGCGUGGUCGAUUCCAGCCAGAAAGACUAUACAAUAGCGGGUCUCAUCUUCAUUUACUUGACGUCACUUUCUAGCAACCUGCUAGUCAUUCUGGUCAUUAUGCAGAACCAUCAGCUUAAAACGCCUAUGUUCCUUUUAAUUGCAACUCUUGCAAUAUUAGACUUACUGAACAGCACUAAUCUUAUUCCACGAAUGCUAGCGGCCCUCAUUUCAGAUUACCUUGCUGUCCCGUAUGGACCCUGCCUUCUGCAGAUUCAUGUAGAAGCUCACAUCCUGAUAGUCGGAACUCUUGUUAUAUCCCUCAUGGCAAUUGACCGCUACGUUGCUGUAGUUUAUCCCCUGAGAUACCCUUCAUUGAUCACAAAUCAAACAAUCUUGGUUUGUCUGUUACUAACCAAUGCCAUUGCUGUUGUAUUCAUCAUACCGUUGACAGUUUUAUUGACUGAACUUCCUUUUUGUCAAGGUAACGUCCUUUCUUCUUGUUUCUGUGAUUAUUCUACAAUGGUUCAGAAGUCAUGUACGGAAGAUCCCAAGUAUCUGAGUUAUCUCUCCAGCCUGACAGUUGUCUUUGUCAUCGGCCCACUGUUACUGAUUUUGUCUUCCUACUUUCGAAUCACUUUGGCAGCACUUCAAAUUUCUUCUACGGAAGAAAGAAAAAAAGUGUUUAGUACCUGCCUGACUCACUUAUUGGUGGUCUGUACUAUUUAUGUACCUAUGAUCUUAUUGUACCUGUUGCCAGGAACCGGGAUUAUUUUGUCUACUGAAGCCUACAACAGUCUUGUCAUGGUUGGCAAUACCGUUCCUCCUAUGCUGAAUCCUAUUAUUUACAGUUUUCGCAAUAAGGAAAUUAAAACAAGUCUUAACAAGAUUUUUAUGUGGAGAAUGGCUGGAAAAAAUUAA